AUGGCUAGUGUGAAUAGUGUGGAAGCAUGGGAACACUCAAAGAAUGACUUAACAAGCUCUUCAUGGACAGCUUCAGAUUGGGAGACAAAAGUGUUUUCUAUGCUUAAGUUUAGCUAUGAUCAACUAACAGAUGAAACACACAGAAAAUGUUUCUUAUAUUGCGCGUUAUGCCCAGAGGAUCAUCAGAUUCCAGUGCAUCAUCUCAUUUAUCAAUGGAUAGGGGAGGGGUUUCUUUAUAAUGAGAUGAUGACAAGUGUACAUGAUAUGUGUUGCCAUGGUGGAUCCGUAAUUGAAAAGUUGAAGCAUUCAUGCUUGUUAGAAAAAGUUGAGCGCUCAAUUAAGAUGCACGAUGUCAUCCGUGACAUGACACCAUGGAUAGCACGUGAUCAAGAUAAAAACAAAAGGAAGGUUAUAGUACAAGAAGAUGCAUGGCCAAUGUCUCAAGCUAAUGUUGAAGAUCGGGGAAAGGUUGAAACGAUAUCGAUUUCAAUCAUGAAUGAUGCUAAGUCAUACAUACAAAGCAUAGUUUGGACAAAUCUCACAACAUUAAUAUUGAAUUUUGGCGAUGCUUAUAAAAUAAAUGGAUUACAUAAUAUCCAAUAUGCGAAGCGAUUAAAAGUCUUGGAAUUGGGCGUACAGAGGCGCUCACGCAUCCAAACUGUUGCACGCAUCCCCGUAGAAAUAGUUGGCUUGAACUGUUUGGAAUAUCUGUCCCUGGAUCGUUUAUUCUUUCCUGGUUCAGAGAUUUCUAGAGAGUUGAUGAAAUUGAAAAACCUGAAGGUUUUUAUUUUGCAUAUACCUGGUGGUGAUGUUGUUCCUUUGGGACUAAUACGAAAUCUUCAACAGUUGAAAGUGUUUAGAUUUCUAGACAUAGCAGCUGACACGAAUGUUGAUGGGAGAGACGAGAAAGAAUUUGUAGAGGGGCUGGAGCGCUCAUCAAUCUUAGAGGAAUUGUGGAUGGGGAUCAGAACUGGGAGUGGCCUCAACCAAUUAUGUAAAUCGGCCAAGUUGCCAAGCUGCAUGCAUAGCCUUAUUGUUUCCAAUGUUUAUGCCCAAAUUAAUGGGCCAUUAUUAUUGGCAACCUUGUCAAAAAUGAAGCUCCUGCAACGUCUUGAGUUCUUGGACUUGAAUAAUGUGAUAGAUCCUUCUGCUUUUGACACAUUGCUGGAAUUGUUGGACUUCCCAAAUCUUAGGAGCAUUUGCAAGAGGUUCUUGUCUUUCCCUUCCUUAAGAUCCGUCGAAGUGCUCCGCUGUCCAAAUUUAAAGAAGUUACCAUUUGAUUCCAGUUCUGCCAAGGCUAAGUUGAGGCUUAUCAAGGGAUCUCAAGUCUGGUGGAACAACUUGGAGUGGGAUGACACAGCCGUUGAAGUCACUUUCCAGUCAAAAUUUCAAGCGUACACAUAUUAG
Molecule: messenger RNA, 1407 nt
Organism: Neltuma alba
Lineage: Eukaryota; Viridiplantae; Streptophyta; Magnoliopsida; Fabales; Fabaceae
Product: disease resistance protein RPS5-like
Exons: 2
Coding region: 1-1407 (468 amino acids)
Biological process (GO): defense response to other organism
Source: RefSeq, a predicted model, not a curated record